UCGACAGGUCGCCGAUAAACCCCUUCUUCGAUAGGAUUCGGGUAUAAAAGCUUGGUCGAACAGACAGUCAGCAUCGCAUCGCAUCAUUGAAUUACACAAUGAGGUGUUUAAUUGUCCUGUUGGCUCUGGUGGCCUUAGGUGCCUGUGGCAGACAACAUGCUGCUGACCAGAAUCUCCUUAACAAACAGCAAGAUGUCAUCCAACUCCUACAGAAGAUCUCACAGCCAAUUCCAAACCAGCAACUUCAAAACCUUGGUGCUACUUAUGAUAUUGAAAAUAACUCACACCAGUAUAAUAACCCAAUCAUUGUUAUGUAUUAUGCGGGUGCUGUAAAAGCUGGCCUGGUUCAACCACAGGGUACUGUCUAUAGUAACUCGAUCAGCCAGCUUCGCAAAGAAGCCUCUCUUCUUUAUAGGAUCUUAUUGGGUGCUAAAGACUAUCAGACCUUCCUCAAAACUGCUGCAUGGGCCCGUGUUCAUGUUAAUGAGGGACAAUUUGUUAAGGCUUUAGCUGCUGCUGUGUUGACUCGUCCAGAUACCCAAGGUGUCAUUCUACCGCCAGUUUAUGAAAUCUUGCCCCAACAUCACUUGGAUGCUAGAAUCAUAGAUGAAGCUCAAAAUAUUGCAAUUCAAGGAAUUCAGAGUGGAAACACGCAAGACAUUCUCAUUCCUGUCAACUAUUCUGCACUUUUGUCUCAUGAUGAACAACAGCUAUCUUACUUUACCCAAGAUGUUGGUCUUGCUGCAUAUUAUUCUUAUGUUAACCUUGCUGGAUACGUUUUGGACGAUAAUCAACAACAACAAGAGCAACAACAACCAUUGACCCAAAAGCAGUAUCAACAACAAAUUGUUGGAAAAUACUUGCAACAAGCAGGACAACAGGACCAGCAAAACCCUAUUGGUCAUGGAGCCCAAUAUUUAUACCUCCAUCAACAACUUUUGGCACAUUACGAACUUAAUCGCCUUUCGAACGGACUUGGCCCAAUCCCAGAUAUUGAUUUCAACAAUGUUCAAGCUUUGUACCAACCACAUCUUCGUAGCCUCAAUGGACUUGAAUUUGCAGGCCGCCCCGAGAAUCUUCAACUCGAAUCUCAAAAUAACCAACAACUCAUUCAACAUGUUAGAACUCUAGUACAAAGACUGGUAGAUGCUAUUGAUUCUGGUAAUGUCAUUACCCCACAAGGUAUCUUGCUUUCUUUAUACCAACCACAGGGCAUGAACAUCCUUGGUAACCUAAUUGAAGGAUCUGGCAGAAGUGUUAACCCAAGGUACUAUGGAAGUCUUCAAGCUGCUGCUCGGAAACUUCUUGGUAAUGCUCCUGAAGUUCAGAACAUUUGGGAUUACACACCAUCGGCACUUGAGCUUGGAGAAACUGCUGUUCACGAUCCAGCAUUCUAUCAAUUAUACAAAAAUGUUAUGAACCUGUACCAACAAUACCAACAGUCUUUGCCUGCUUACCAGUACAAUGAUCUUAUCCUACCUGGUGUUUCGAUUCAGAAUGUUGAUGUUGGCCAACUUGUUACUCUCUUCACCAAUAACUAUAUCGAUCUUGAUGCCGUCACUGGUCAAUCCAGCGCGCAACAACAGAAUCAACAACAGGAUCAUGUUCAACAACAAGUUGCGGCUUACCUCAAGAGAUUGGACCAUCAACCAUACCAAUACACAAUCACGGUUCACAGUGAACAAAAUAUGCCGAACGUAGUUGUUCGUGUCUAUCUCGGACCUAAACAUGAUUACCAAGGCAAACCCAUUAGCAUCUCCCAGAGCCAACACCUCUUUGUUGAACUUGACCAGUUCAUCCAGAAUCUCCAUUCUGGCCAGAACAUCAUUAUUAGGAACUCCCAGCAGGCUCCUGGACAGAGUGCUGACUGGCCAUCUACUUCACAAAUUCAACAAGGUGUCAAUGCUGCUAUCCGAUCCCAGGAACCAUUCUUCAUCACUGAGCCACACCAAAUCUUCAGCUUCCCUGCUAGGCUGUCUCUUCCCAAAGGUCAGCAACAAGGUUUCCCACUUCAGCUCCUCGUUGUAAUCUCAGGAUCAAACCCACUUAAUGUUCCAAAUGGGCCAGUGAUCCCUGAACAAUCUCUGACCUAUCAAGCCCAGCAAUAUCAAAUUGUAAAUGCUCAACAAUACGAACAACUGAAAGAACAGAAUCAACUUGUGAAUGUAGAAGGUGGAAUUCAGCAAAACGUAGAAGUCCUACCUAAAAACUUGGUUAAUGCUCAGCAACAAAUUCCAGCUGUCAGGAAUCACUAUGCCAAGGUUUAUACUAAAUAUCACGGACAAUACCCGAAUACGCAAAUUCAAAACCCUGUUGGUCAAGGACAAGAUAUGACAUAUACCAUUCAAGGAGUUGCAGUUGUUAACGGCGGAGUAUCUGGACAAUCAUUAAGAUUACAAGGAUCAGGCAUCUCAAACCAACAAAAUCAACAGCAAGUACAGCAAGCCCAAUGGAUUCAACAACAAAUUCAGGCAGCAGUAGCAGCAGCACAAGGACAACAAGGACAACAAGGACAACAAGGACAACAAGGCCAGCAAGGACAACAAGGUCAGCAAGGACAACAAGGCCAGCAAGGACAACAAGGACAACAAGGACAACAGGGACAGCAGAGUAAAGCUGCACAAAUGAUCUAUGGACAACAACAACAACAACACCACGGACAACAUAUUAAAUGGCCGCAAUCUCACAUCGGCCAAUCAGGACAACAAGGCAGUCUGAAACGAUUACAGAUUCUACAAGGCCCGCAAGGCGUUGAAGGUGUACAAAUAGUUGAAGAUGCUCAGGGUGUUCAAUCAGGUGCUCAAGGUGUUCAACAAGGUUUCCAAGGUCUUCAAGGCGUGCAAGGCGUCCAAGGUGUCCAAGGUGUUCAAGGUGUUCAAGGUGUUCAACAAGGUGUCCAACAAGGUGUUCAAGGUCUUCAAGGAAUUCAAGGUGGAGUACAAUCUCUAUCAGGUGUUUUACAAGGAGUACCACAAUCAUGGUCUAUUGGACAAGAUGUUCAGGGAGUAAAUGUUCCAUAUGGCAUGCAAGGAGCUCAAGGUAUUGGUAGUCAAUCCUGGCAACGUUCUCCAGUUCAAGGUUCAAUAUCCGGAACUAAUAUCGUCGCUAGCGGACAACAACACGCAGGUGGCUUCCAGGGUAUCUAUGCACAGCCACAAACUGUUCAAGACUCGACUGUUAGCCAAUACUACCAAGAUAAGCCAAUCUCUGAAGUCAUUGGUGGAGCCAUCUCCCUUGACGGCAAACCCCUCGGCUUCCCAUUAGAUAGACCUCUAACUCCUGGUGCUCUUAGCGUUCCCAACAUUUUCGUGAAGGAUGUUCUUGUUUUCCACCAAGGACAACCCACCAACGACAUCACCCAGUAAAUGUUCCUACGGUGAAGUGCACGGUAUUGUUAAAAGCCGUAUAA
Molecule: messenger RNA, 3409 nt
Organism: Eufriesea mexicana
Lineage: Eukaryota; Metazoa; Arthropoda; Insecta; Hymenoptera; Apidae
Gene: Hex110
Product: hexamerin 110
Exons: 8
Coding region: 99-3365 (1088 amino acids)
Source: RefSeq, a predicted model, not a curated record